Molecule: messenger RNA, 2211 nt
Organism: Exaiptasia diaphana
Lineage: Eukaryota; Metazoa; Cnidaria; Anthozoa; Actiniaria; Aiptasiidae
Product: gamma-aminobutyric acid receptor subunit pi-like
Exons: 8
Coding region: 262-1659 (465 amino acids)
Biological process (GO): nervous system process; monoatomic ion transmembrane transport; chemical synaptic transmission
Cellular component (GO): synapse; neuron projection; membrane
Molecular function (GO): neurotransmitter receptor activity; extracellular ligand-gated monoatomic ion channel activity; transmembrane signaling receptor activity
Source: RefSeq, a predicted model, not a curated record
UAUACCUGUUCCUGAAUAUGGAGAAAGCGACCAUCAAAGGUAAACAUAUACAUAGACUGGUUUGGUUUAAUGGUACGAAUACACAAUAACGCGAAAAAUUGAGCAAGAACUCUUUAUUCAGAAAGGAAAAUGUGAAUUUUAAAUCAAUGGAUAGUUAAUGGUUAAAAGGGACAUUUGGAACGCAGGGAUCUUCACAGUCAAAAAGCAACGAAAAUCGAUAGGUCGACUGGCUUAAUAUACCUAUUUUCCUAUGAAGGCGAAAUGGUUUGGAUUAAAAGUAUCAUUGCUGCAGCUUGCAUCUUUUACCUUCAUUUACAACGAGCAAGUGGAGCAAUUUGUGUCAGUAACUCAAGCAGGAGCAUUAAUGAUGCAAUAAAAUGCAUCAAAACUGGUUAUGAUAAAGUUCAACGUCCAAAUGUCACAGGUGGUGGUGCACUUCGUAUUGAGGUCGACGUUGUCGUAAUAUCUGUAGGCAGUUUGGAUGAUAUUAACAUGCAAUUCAGUGUSGAAUUUUACAUGCGMCAAAAGUGGAUGGACCCUUUGCUAAAGUACAAUGCRUCCUCACUGGGUCCCAAUAUGGCUUAUGCAACCCUUAACCAUCACUUGGUGAAAUACCUUUGGCUGCCUGACACCUAUAUUGAGAACUUAAAGUCUUUAAGGAUAGUGUUUGGCGAGAGUGGGCCAUUCAUUAAUCAGGGGUUUAGGCUCUAUCCAAAUGGAACGAUACACUUGAGUUCAAGCAUCAGUUCAACCUUGUCAUGCAGAAUGCGUUUUGAGGAUUUUCCAAUGGACAAGCAAGUGUGUUAUAUUACUAUUUCAAGCUAUUUUUUCACUGACAGUGUACUGUCUUAUCAAUGGGGAGAGCUGUCUAAUUUCAAAGGAAUCCUGAAGACCAAUCAGUUUGACAUAAUUGGGAUUGAAAAAGUCAGAUAUCUGUUGAACUACUCUUCAGGAAACUACAGCACACUCCGAGCAGCUUUCAAAUUUCGUCGUCGAAUACAAACCUUUCUUCUUGGAUUCUACAUUCCCUCAAUCCUAACCGUCAUGCUCUCGUGGGUGUCCUUUUAUAUCAGUCCUCACUCUGCGCCUGCGCGUAGUGCUCUGGGAAUCAUCACUGUUUUAGCGAUUGGUGGAUUUCUUACUGGUCAACGAAGUUCAUUCCCCAUCGUGUCAUAUGUAAUGGCCGCUGACUUGUACAUWCUGACUUGUUAUAUAUUCGCCGCUAUGGCUCUGUUAGAGUACGCUGUUGUUCAUUACUUGGCUGUUUAUGAAUCACAGACGACCACGACAAAGAGUGAGAAGAGCAAAGAAAUUGGUCAAACGAACGACAUUGACAUCGAUGAAGAUGAAUACAAGCCAACAAUCAAUGGCAGCAUCGAAAUGAAAACAAUAAACAAAACAUCAACUCAACCUACCGACAAUAACGUMAUUUCCUUACCACCAAGUAGCUCUAACGAACCGGAAAUACGUCACGAGAAUUGCGUUUGGAAGAUAUUAAAGGCUUUCUUUACGUCRCCUUGUAGAGCUUUCCAAAUGAUAAAGCAAGAUGCGCUAAUCAUUGACAAGAUCUCAAGAGUCUGUUUCCCACUGGGAUUUUUAGUAUUUAACGCCAUAUAUUGGGUCUAUUAUAAAUUAGAAUAUGAUACCAACGAAAUUUGAUGUCCACAAAGAGCUGCUUCUGGAGAAUUUUCGCUCCGCGUUUUUCAAAAUUUGCAUCGAAUGACCACCUGGCAUAACACUUGCAGUUGAAAAUGGUGGAGCGAUUUCACCGUAAAGUCCACGUUGCCAAACCACACAGUUUCCUUGCCUAUUGGACAUGACCUUGACCUCGCGGUAACGCAUAUGCAUAGAUUGCCGACCUCAUUCCCAGGCCCUUAUCACUUUGCUUGGUGUCAGAGAAGGGAUAAGAGUCCUGGGAACGAGGUUGAUAGAUUGCUAUAGCUUUAAAUAAUAUAAUUUUCAAGAUAUACCUUYAAAAGGAAAUUUGCAAUGCAAAAUUACUAAUGGUAAUGGUAAUGGUAUCUGAUUAAUCAUGAUCACGAGGAAUUGUAAAUAAAAUAAUAAAUCUGGUUUACGCUGAACUGUCAAAACUAUCGCGAAUGUACAAAAAUUACAUGUUUAAGUCAGCAUCUUCUUAUAUUUCCUUUAUCUCCUACCCCGAUCUGUGUCUCCUUUUCUUUUCAAUGAUGAUCUUAAGCUUUUAUAUACCUU